Cryptomeria japonica (Japanese cedar) is the source of this 1506-nucleotide messenger RNA. Its product is annotated as oxoglutarate-dependent flavonoid 7-O-demethylase 1. Bases 227 to 1312 code for a protein of 361 amino acids. Lineage: Eukaryota; Viridiplantae; Streptophyta; Pinopsida; Cupressales; Cupressaceae. The transcript has 4 exons. The record is from RefSeq and is a predicted model, not a curated record.
CUUCAACAUUUAUUUAAUGACAUUGAAUCAUAGAAAACAGGACAAACAAUUUUCAAAAGCAAAUUUGAUAAAAUAUUUCAUUUGGAUGCUGUUCAUUCAGCAGUGGACUGAAAUACUGAAAUUAGGGAAACGCUGUGGGAGGAUGAUUGGUAUACAUAGCUCAUUAUAUAUCUUCUGUUUAGGCGUGUAGAAGCAAACAGACGGUUGUUUAUAUCAAAUAAAUAUCAUGUUUAAUUCACGUUUGGUGGUUGAUCCCUCUGAUGGAACAUCAAAAAGUUUUUCAGUUCCAGUUGUUCAGGAAUUGGCAUAUCAGAACCUUCACAGCCUUCCUGAAAGGUAUAUCAGAUCAGAGAAAGAGCGCCCAAAUAACUCUAUCCCUUAUCAAUCGGAUAUCCCCAUAAUUGAUAUGGACAUGUUUUUGAGAGAUUCGGAUCUCUGCAGACAAAAGGAAUUGGAAAAACUUGGUGCUGCAUGCCAGCAAUGGGGAUUUUUUCAAGUUGUGAAUCAUGGAAUUCCUCUGUCUCUGUUGGAAAGAAUGAAGGGCAUUUUCAGGGAAUUCAUUCAACUACCCUUGGAAGAAAAGCUCAAGUACAAAGUGCAAGAGUCUGAAGGCUAUGGUCAGAUGUUUGUAGCCUCAGAUGAUCAAACACUUGACUGGGCAGAUGUAUUGUACUUGGCAACACUACCUCCAGAAAAUAGGAAAAUGAAUUUUUGGCCAACAAAACCAAGAGAUUUCAGAGAAACCUUGGAUCGAUAUGCUGUUGAAAUUCAAAAGCUUGACAACACAGUUCUUUCCCUUUUAUCAGAGAAUUUGGGGCUAAAACCAGACUGUUUCAUUAACAUAUUUGGGAAAAUGUCACUGUCAACACGAAUGAAUUACUACCCACCCUGCCCAAGACCAGAUCUGGUUUUAGGCUUAAGCCCUCAUUCAGAUGCAACUGGUUUGACAGUGUUGCUGCAGGAUGAUGAAACGGUAGGGCUACAUAUCUGUAAGGAUGGUGAAUGGAUUCCUGUUCAACCCAUCCCCGGUGCCCUGGUUAUCAAUAUUGGGGACAUGCUUGAGGUAAUAAGCAAUGGAAUAUUUAAUAGCAUUGAGCAUAGAGCGGUCACAAACAUGGACAGUGAUCGGAUCUCCAUUGCCAUGUUUUGUGCUCCAAGCGGGGAAACAGAAGUGGGUCCUGCUCCUGAGCUCAUAGAUGAGUUGCAUCCCUGUAAAUACAGAAAAUUCAUUCGCCAAGAAUAUAUGCAGCAUUACUUUUCUAGCAGACUCGAUGGGAAGGGGAGUCUUGAAUUUGCCAAAAUCAAGUCUUGAAUGUUAUGAUUAAGGGUCGAUUUCCAUUGCACAAUUAAACAAAAUUGAUUUGGUUUUCAAGUUGUGCAGAACUUCAUGCAUAUGGCUGAUGGUGUUGACUGUACAUUAUAUAAUUUUUGUAACUCAUAGCUUUCAUGUUUAUUGAUGUUGUAUUUGUUCAGAAGUCUUUCUUUAUAUAUGCAGCUUUUGGAUCA